AUGCACGGGUCCGAUGACCCGCCAGCCCCCGGUCCUGGGCUCCCGGCCCCCACCCCACCCGACAUGCCCGACCACUCCUCCACUCUGAAUGAGCUGGAGGCGUUCCUGCGCCAGCCCGAUGCCAUCAUGGAGCCCUCCAUCGUGGACAGGCUGCGCGAGUAUGUCAUGGCCAAUGGACACCCCCAGCAGGCGGUGGAGUACCUGAGUGACAGCUACCAGGGCUACGCCCAGAUGGCUGUGCUGGUCUGCCAGUGGCUGGCCGCCGUGCAACAUGGGGCAGCUGGGAAUGACCCUGGAACCCCACGGGCCGCCAGCCAGCCCCCUCUGGACGAGGCCUCCUGUCUCAGAGUGGACGGGCGCCAGCUCAUCUACGACCUGUCUGGCCGCUACGCCAACUCGCUGCUGCUGAACUUUGCGAUCCAGAAGAUCCUGCAGCAGCCCGGGCGCGAAGCGGAGGUCGCGGCGGUCGGGCCGCGCCUGGGCUCCUACUUUGGCGUCUUCCACCGGCUCAUGCAAAACGCCAGCCAGAGCCAGCACACCUACAUUCACGUCCAGUCGGUGUUACAGAGCCUGGGCGCGCACCCCCAGGGGGCCCGUUUUCGCCGGCUGGCCGCUGACCUGGCAGGGCACGCCGCCCAGACCCAGGGCGCCGUGGUGUGGCGCCUGAGCCCGCUGUUCUGGGGCGAGCCGGGGUCUGGGGCCGUGGGUCCCCUGCUCGCCGACCUCAUGGCCAGCGUGGAGGGCGGCCCGCUGCCCAGCCUGGAGGUCAUCAGGCUGUGCGCCCUCUACGGCGCCGAGCCGGCCGAGGCGCGGCCCAGCCUGGACCUCCUGCGCCACCCUCGAGUCUUCUGGGUCCUGCUGGCGGCCCUGUUUGGCCCCGGGCAGGGGCUGGCGGGCCAGGCCCUCGCCGGCGCGGUCGAGCUGCUGGCGCGAGCCGCGGCGGGCGGGCCCGAGCGCGAGGCGGCGCUGGAGGCCACGCGCGCCGCGCUGAUGGGGGCGGUGACGCUGACGCGCAAGGCGCUGCACGACGCCAAGCUCAGCGCGGAAGAGCUGGAGGGAACGGGCGAGGUGCUUACGGUGCCCAUCUGCGCAGCAGGGCUGCUGUGCGGCAUGGAGCUGCGCUUGGCCAAGCCGGCCCACUGGAGCACGACCUUCCACGGUCUGCGCCUGCCUCCCUUCCUCGCCCUCCUCCGCAGGGUCAUACCGCUGCAGCCCCAGCUCCACGAUGAGAUCCUGCGCCUCAUCGGCAGCAUCCUGGAGGCCAUGGGCAACAGCAACCACGACGUGGCCCGCGCCCUGCUGGACUGCGCGGUACAGCUGCUGGCGGCGGGCCGGGUACUGCAGGUACUAGAGUGGGCGGCCGAAUACCGUGCGCGCGCCGACCCCUCCCUCCUGCGCCACCUGGCCUACGGCGUGCUUGAGGCGGCCCUGCCCCCCUACUCCCCCGCCUUUGCCUCGGCCCUGCUGCGACUUAUGAUGCAUGCCGGGGUCAAGCAGCCGCGCGCCCCCGGCAGGGACGCGGGCCUGCGCGCGCUGCUAGAUGAGUUCGCCGCGGGGUGCAGCGCCCUGGAGUUCCGGCCGCCCCUGUCCUCGCGCGAGUCCGCCUUCCUCCUGGGCCUGUGCGAGCCGCGCUGA
Messenger RNA from Auxenochlorella protothecoides, 1635 nucleotides. RefSeq names its product Negative elongation factor D. Gene Ontology annotation, molecular function: RNA binding. Lineage: Eukaryota; Viridiplantae; Chlorophyta; Trebouxiophyceae; Chlorellales; Chlorellaceae. Gene Ontology annotation, biological process: negative regulation of transcription elongation by RNA polymerase II. Gene Ontology annotation, cellular component: nucleus; NELF complex. The transcript is spliced from 6 exons. The record is from RefSeq and is a predicted model, not a curated record. The coding region runs from base 1 to 1635 and encodes 544 amino acids.